This is a messenger RNA of Pseudo-nitzschia multistriata, 3399 nucleotides long. The record is from the annotation of a GenBank genome assembly. NCBI's taxonomy places the organism in Eukaryota, Bacillariophyta, Bacillariophyceae, Bacillariales, Bacillariaceae.
AAUCUGGGAAUCCAUGAAUCCAUGAACUACGAAGCAAUUUCUGAAUUUCUGAAAACAACAGUUUCUAAAAAUCUGUCUCUCAGUUGUCAAAACUUAGUACCAGGUACGGUACCAGGUACCAUACUGUACCGUACAAGUAGGAGUACAAGGAGAUCGUCGACGACAGAAUCAAACUUCAGAUCAGCAAAACAUAUUACAUAUUUGAGUUCUUGAUUGCCAUGUCGCAACAUCAUUCGCCCCUCUUCCGUUACGACCGGCAUCCUGACGAGGAGCGGGGUCGGUGCUUGAUCGCGUCCACCGAUUUGCGAAAAGAUCGCUUGAUAUUUGUUGAAAGGCCUGUCAUCGCAAUGCAAUCAACGGGGAAUAUGCACGAGGGUGCCUUGGUAUGCAGCUAUUGCAUGGCGUUUUGUGGCAGCCCAGGGCAAAAUCUCAAAGUGAUCUCAGAUCCAUCGUUUUUGGAAGAAAUGGCGACAAGUAAUAAUAAUCAAAGAUGCGUAAACGAAAAAGACGAUGACGAUGUCAAUAAUUAUGCUUUAAACGGUCCGCACGCACUAUAUUGCUGUAGACACAAUUGUGGACACAUAUACUGUAGUUUAGAGUGCCAGCAGGAUGACUGGAAAUGGGGCGGACACAGAGAAUUGUGCACUGGGAUGAUUCCUGACCCAGACGAAUGUACUUCGAGACAAUAUCAGCAAAAAGAGCUAGGCGCCAACACACUCACUGCCGUCGCGGACGAGAAAGAGCAGGACGACCUCUCCAAUACAUCACCUUCAAGCAAUGUAGACAGCUUCAUCGAUCCUCUUCUAGAAUUUAAAGUCUAUGCCAGAAAUACGAACGAAAUAUUCUUGUUGGUUGCUACUUGGCUUGUCCGAAUCAUAAAACACAACUUACCAUACCACGAAGACGACGACCUGAACACCCAUCCAUACACCGACUUCCAAAUGAACACUUGGUGGGACGUGAAAGCCAACGAAGAGGCAAUACUAAAAAAAGAGAAAGAAGAUCCCGAGGAAAAGAAAGCAAACAAGAGUAACGUCGAAGGAGGAUCCUUAGAAGACAUUUUGAAACAACUUUGUGAAGAUUCCCACUCGUAUCUAUCCAGGACAUUGAAGAAUCGACUAGAACAGAGUCAAGAUUCACCCUGGCUCACACCGAUUGGAAUGGCAAGAUUGAUUGGCUCGUUGGAGCAAAACUGUUUAGGAAUACGGAGGAAGCACGCGCUGCAACGCAACCUAAUGCAGGAUACCAAUUUGAGACAGGAGUUUCACACAGAGUUGAUUCAAUGUUUAGAGGGAGCAGGCAUGAUCGAGGACAACAAUGACAAAUGCGACGACAAUACAUGCCCUUGCGACGUCGACGGCUGUGGUAAUGAUCGUGAACUCGAGAAAGGGCCGAGAGAAGGUUUGGGAUCGAAAUAUUCACCUGAUGACAUCGCAACCUUUUUGGCGAGUUUGACCCAAGAUUUCACAAAUGGCUGUGUUUUUGACGAAUGGGAUGAGAUUAUUCGGCCACUAGAUGGAAUUUCACAUUAUUCAAUCGCUACAAAGAUGAAUCACUCUUGUAAUCCGAAUGUCAUUCUAGUUUACAAAACAAGAGGCUGGGGAAGAGAUCAUCCUCUAGUUGCCUACAUCGUAGCACUCAAGGACAUCAAAGAAGGAGAAGAAUUAACAAUUAGUUAUAUCGAUUCUGAAGAUCCAUACGAAGAACGGCAAACAGCCCUUGCAAACUAUGGAUUCAUAUGCACGUGUUCUAAAUGCAUAAGUGAGAAGGAUGAAAUAGGUCAGAGAAAAAAUGAAGAAGACGAUGACGCGAACUCUCUUAACGAUGAUCUUUUUGGAGAUGACAGCGAAGACAUAGACGACGAUGAUUUAUUUGGAAACAAUGACGAUGGUGACGAACAAGCUAAUGGUGUCGCAGAGAACACUGAUAGCGCAGAAAAUGAAGACGGUAAUGAUUACAAUGAAGAGCCACGUGGAGCGCAAAGUCUACUCGAUGUUCUUAAACAACUUGAUACAAUAUCUAACAAGUCAAAUCACGCCGCAAUCCCAGUCGAAUACUUGGCACCAGCCUCGAACUACGUAGUAAAACAGGCCUCUUCUCUUAUCAGUGAUUUUCAAAAUGCAGAGGGAUUUAAGGGCGACGGACAAAAAAUUGAAAAUCUUUUAAAGAAGAUCAAGGCUGCAAUAAGAGAAAGAGAUUUUUCAGCCUGUCGCUUAGUCGGAUCAGGGUUGGAACUUUACCUUUACAGUCUACUUGAGUCCAAUGGCUCGUGGACGACGCCAAUGUAUAGAGCCUCAUAUUGGUGUUCGGCAAUCACAGCUUCGAUUGGCUACGCUCACGAAGGAAGCUUUUUACUUUCAAUUAAAUAUUUGGAUAAAGCAAUCAUAUUGGGCCAAGACCGAAGUCUUAUAGAAGACUAUUUCGGGUAUGUCGAACUUCAUGCAUCUCAAAUGGCGGCUGCUCCGUGCCCCAUAGCAGUCGAUUGUAAAGUACCAGACUACCGGUGUCCUAAAUUAAAAGAGUUAGUCGCUAGUAGGACGCUUCCGAAGCCAAUUCAGAUCCCAGUGAAGGAGUUGAUCAGUGACGAAAAAUCAAACAAGGCUAGCAUUAUGGCAUCUUAUAAUCAGUCACAGACUUGCGUCAUCAGACAUCUAGCAUCUGAAUGGGCAGCUGUGGAGAAGUGGAGAUACCUCGAUCGACUUGCAUGGGAAUUUGGUCAUCGUUUAGUUCCUAUCGAAAUCGGAUCAAUGACGACUCGAAUGAAAGAAGCUGUUGUUACGUUUCGAAGUUUUGUUGCAAAUUAUAUGUCUUCGAGUGCCUCGAGAGAUUUCUGGAGCUUCGAAGAUGCGACGGAUGGCAAAAGUCAAAUUGCCUAUCUUGCGCAGCAUCCUUUUCUAGAUCAGGUAUCAGAUCUUUGUAAAGACAUCGAUAUGAAUCCCUAUGGAGUUCAACCAACAAAUAUCAAUAUUUGGAUGGGAACUGGUGGGACACGCACUCCGUUGCAUUUUGAUAGUUACGACAAUCUUCUUAUUCAGCUCGUAGGUGCGAAGUAUGUCCGAUUGUACGAAAAAGAAAAUUCCGAUCGACUCUAUGUUAGACAGGAUAAGAGCUAUGGAAGUCAAGGGAAUAUGAGUGAAUUGGAUUGUGAACAAGAAGAUUUCGAAAAGCACCCCCUAGCCAAAGAUUGUAACUACAAAGAAGUGUUGCUCUUUCCAGGCGACUGCUUGUUUAUCCCAUCUCGUCAGUGGCAUUACGUUCGAUCGCUGAGCACAAGUGUAAGCGUUAAUUACUGGUUCUAACCUCUUCUCUAUAACAACAGCCUGGGCCACGACAGAAGAGGAAGAACUUUGAGAUUUGAAAGUCAAUCCCCAAGUUUGCUCAGUUGUCCUAUUCAAACAC